AUGACUCGAAAUCAUUUGGUUGUGACAAGGCCAAGACAUUGUAUCGGAUUCAUUUCUAAUUAUUUUGCCAUCUUAUUCUCUUCUCUUUCUAUUUCUCUUAAUCUGUCCAUUUCUCUGUUCGUAUCGAUCUCAUUCACUGUGCUCAUAUCUUGCUCGAUUCAUUUACCCCUCCUCUCUCUGUUUAAAUAUAUCUCUCUCACACACUCUCUCUCUCUCUCCCUCCCUUUCUCACUUUAUGUUCAUGACUUCCAUCUCAUUCCUUCUGUCUUUCUCCCUCUCUUUCUCUCACUCUCUCUCUCUUUCUCUGUCUUUCUUCAUUAUCUUUCUCCAUAUAUUACCUAUUUCAUCUUAUCCAUAUUCCUCUCUCCCUUUCUUUCUCUUUCUUGUCUUCUCUCUCUUACUUUCUCUUGGUUACUUAUUCUAUCUCUUUCUCGCUUUAUAAUCACUCUCUACGUAAUACUUCGUACCUCUCUCUAUCUUUCUAGUUAUAUCUCGCUUGUUCUCUCUCUCUCUCUCUCUCUCUCUUCCCUCUGUGACUUUCUCUCUGUGCUUUUCUCUUUCUUUCCUCAUUAUUCCCCCUCUCUCUAUUUAUCCAUUUAA
Molecule: messenger RNA, 600 nt
Organism: Acanthosepion pharaonis
Lineage: Eukaryota; Metazoa; Mollusca; Cephalopoda; Sepiida; Sepiidae
Source: the annotation of a GenBank genome assembly